GAUACAAUUUGAACGAAAUACCUUAUGAUAGUUUGAUAAAUAAGGAAAAAUUAGGACGUGGGGGAUUUGGAACAGUUUAUAGAACAAUAUCUCGUUCAUUAGAUCGUUAUGUGGCUAUUAAGGAAGUAGAGUCAGAAAAUGAAGAAAAAACCCAAAAGAUUUUUAAAAGAGAAAAAACACAUUAUCUUGUAAUGGAAUAUGCAAAUGAUGGAACGUUACGAGAUUAUUUACGAAUUCAUGAAUUAAAAUGGACAGAAAAAAUUCGAUUAACGAGUCAAAUAGCUGAAGGAAUGUCUUAUCUUCAUGGCAUAGACAUCGUACAUCACGAUUUAAAUGUUAAAAUUUCAGAUUUUGGACUUUCAAAAAAUCUUAAUAGCACAGUAGCAACUAGUAGUAAGGGAUUUUAUGGAGUAAUCCCUUUUAUUGAUCCUCGUAAACUUGAAAACCCACAAUAUCCAUAUGAUAAAAAGUCUGACGUAUACAGCAUUGGAGUGGUGAUGUGGGAGAUUUCCAGUAAUGGGCAACCCCCAUUUAGUCAAAGCAGUUGUAACAAUCCUCUUGGUCUCCUACUUAAAAUUACUACAGGGGAUCCAAAUAAACGUCCCUUGAUGGAAGAAAUUUUUCAACGAUUAAAUUCCUUGGAAUAG
Messenger RNA from Racocetra fulgida, 647 nucleotides. The record is from the annotation of a GenBank genome assembly. Lineage: Eukaryota; Fungi; Glomeromycota; Glomeromycetes; Diversisporales; Gigasporaceae.